AUGGGGCCCCCGGGCAAUAGGGGAUCAUGGGGCCCCUGUGUCCUUGCCCAAAUUCAAAAAAGCCUAUGAAAAAGGUACCAGGGGCAUCUCAUGGGGCCCCCUACUGACCCCGGGCCCUCCCAUAGCAAACUGCAGCAGUGGAGGAGCGCACUGCCAAAUGGGCAGACUGUAAUGGGAGCAGGGGCGGAUUGACAACUCAUGGGGCCCCCGGGCAAUAGGGGAUCAUGGGGCCCCUGUGUCCUUGCCCACACUCAAAGCACACCCAAAAAAGCCUAUAAAAGGUACCAGGGGCAUUUCAUGGGGCCCCCUACUGACCCCGGGCGCUCGGGCAGUGCCCUAGUGCUCGAAUGGUCAGUCCGCCCC
Molecule: messenger RNA, 363 nt
Organism: Staurois parvus
Lineage: Eukaryota; Metazoa; Chordata; Amphibia; Anura; Ranidae
Source: the annotation of a GenBank genome assembly